This is a messenger RNA of Arabis nemorensis, 1848 nucleotides long. The record is from the annotation of a GenBank genome assembly. NCBI's taxonomy places the organism in Eukaryota, Viridiplantae, Streptophyta, Magnoliopsida, Brassicales, Brassicaceae.
AUGAGAAACGACGCCGUUGAGCUUAUUAAGCAAAUGGAGUUCUCUUCCUCAAAGCGUCCGGUUACGGCGACGGCGACAUCGCCGGGAUCUGUACAUUUCCGGCUACUAUGUCCAGCUACAAGGACCGGUGCAAUAAUCGGAAAAGGCGGCUCUGUAAUUCGCUAUCUCCAAUCUGUUACCGGUUCCAAAAUCCGAGUCAUCGACGAUAUUCCCGUUCCUUCAGAAGAGCGUGUUGUGUUGAUAAUCGCACCAAACGUAAACAAAAACCACUCAAAGAAGGACGAGUCAAAUGGGUUUGAUUCAGAAAACCCUAACUCGGAGGAGACGAAGCAGACAGAGGAAGCUGCGCCGUCUUCAGGACAAAUGGCUUUGGUUAGGGUUUUGGAAAGAAUCAUGUUUGGUGAUGAUGCUGCUUCUGCAGACGGUGAAGAAUUAGACAAAGGUGAUAGUGAAGGUUUGUGUAGGAUGAUCGUUAGAGGUAAUCAAGUUGAUUUCUUGAUGAGUAAAGGAGGGAAUUUGAUACAGAAGAUUAGAGAAGAUAGUGGAGCUUGUGUUAGGAUUUCACCUACUGAUCAGAUUCCUCCUUGUGCUUUCCCUGGAGAUGUUGUGAUUCAGAUUACUGGAAAGUUCUCGAGUGUGAAGAAGGCGCUUUUGUUGAUCUCGAAUUGUCUUCAAGAGAGUGGUGCACCUCCAACUUGGGAGGAAUGUCCGUUUCCGCAGCCUGGUUAUCCGCCUGAUUAUCAUUCGAUGGAGUAUCAUCAAUGGGAUCAUCCUCCUCCUGUUCCAAUGCCUGAAGACGUUGGACCUUUUAAUAGACCGGUUGUUGAAGAGGAGGUUGCGUUCAGGCUGUUAUGCCCGGCCGAUAAAGUUGGAAGUUUGAUAGGGAAAGGUGGAGCUGUGGUUCGGGGUUUGCAAAACGAAACUGGUGCAUCAAUUAAGGUUUCGGAUCCGACUCAUGAUUCAGAGGAGCGAAUUGUUGUGAUAUCAGCACGAGAGAAUUUGGAGAGAAGGCACUCUCUUGCUCAAGAUGCUGUGAUGCGUGUGCAUAAUAGAAUUGUUGAGAUUGGAUUUGAACCUAGUGCUGCAGUUGUUGCCCGGCUCCUUGUACAUUCUCCAUAUAUCGGACGUUUAUUGGGUAAAGGGGGUCAUCUAAUCAGUGAAAUGAGGAGAGCAACCGGUGCGAGCAUACGUGUCUUUGCUAAAGAUCAAGCUACAAAGUAUGAAGCUCAACAUGAUGAGAUUGUGCAGGUCAUUGGCAAUGUGAAGACUGUUCAAGAUGCUUUGUUUCAAAUAACAAGUAGGCUUCGAGAAGCAAUGUUUCCUGGAAGAUUUCCCUUUCAAGGAAUGGGUGGUCCACCUCCGCCGUUCAUGGGUCCCUAUCCAGAACCGCCUCCUCCAUUUGGACCGAGACAAUAUCCAGGUUCUCCAGAUCGUUACCACUCUCCAGUUGGAUCAUUCCAUGAGAGACACUGUCACGCUCCUGGAUUUGACAGGCCACCUUCUCCAAUGUCUUGGACCCCACAGCCACCUAUCGAUGGCCAUCCCGGUGGUAUGGUUCCUGAUGUGAACCACGGGUUUGCUUUGAGAAAUGAGCCCAUUGGCAGCGAGAAUCCAGUAAUGACAAGCGCAAAUGUUGAGAUUGUGGUUCCUCAAGCAUACUUAGGCCAUGUUUAUGGUGAGAAUUGCAGUAACCUGAAUUACAUCAAGCAGAUAUCAGGAGCGAACGUGGUUGUGCAUGAUCCGAAGGUAGGGACUACAGAGGGACUAGUGGUUGUCUCAGGAACAUCGGAUCAAGCUCACUUUGCACAGAGCCUUCUUCAUGCUUUCAUUCUCUGUGGCCAAUCUUGA